Mytilus trossulus (common blue mussel) is the source of this 939-nucleotide messenger RNA. RefSeq names its product ryncolin-4-like. NCBI's taxonomy places the organism in Eukaryota, Metazoa, Mollusca, Bivalvia, Mytilida, Mytilidae. The coding region runs from base 10 to 783 and encodes 257 amino acids. The transcript is spliced from 6 exons. The record is from RefSeq and is a predicted model, not a curated record.
UAUACAAAAAUGUUCAAACGUCUGCUAGCAGUUAUUAUGCUUAGCAGUUGCCUAACUGAGUCAUGCGGAAAGUCUGUUUCUUUAUCAGUAAAUUUGAAGGUUGCAGUUGAAGCACACUUCAAUGCAACAAAGCCUGUAAAAUAUACCUAUAUGAACAAUAACGAUUUUAAACCGAGAGAUUGCUCAGACCUAAACAAAGAUCGGCAUAAAAGUGGAAUAUAUAAAAUUUCUCCAGAUAGUGGUUCCUCUUUCAAUGUUUACUGUGACAUGGAUAUAGACAAUGGUGGAUGGACGGUGUUCCAGAGACGACAGGACGGUAAAGUUGACUUUUAUCGUGAUUGGAAAGAUUACGAAGACGGAUUUGGAAACCCGAAAAAAGAAUUCUGGUUAGGAAACAAGAAGCUGCACAAACUUACUACUACUGGAAACUUUACUUUGAGGGUUGAUUUGAGUGAUUUCUCUGGAAACAAAGCAUAUGCUAAAUACAAAUCAUUUUCAAUUGCUAGCGCGUCAAAUAAGUUCAAGCUGACAAUCAGUGGAUAUAGUGGAAAUUCAGGUGACGGUAUGGGAGAAGUGAACGGCAGGCCAUUUGUUACUAAGGACCAGGAUCUUCAUAAUUGUGCUGUUCGUCUAAAGGGAGCAUGGUGGGUUCGUAAUUGUACCACUUCUUGCCUGAAUAGCGAGUAUAAGGGAAGUCUUUGGCAUGGGAUUUCUUGGUAUAUCUGGAAGAACAAAGCUGCAACAAUAAAAACUGCAGUAAUGAUGAUUCGUAGGAGAAAAUAACUCACAUCAAAAUCAAAAAUGAAAACCGAUUGUGCAGGUGGCUCUUGAUCAUUCUUCUAGUGAAACGAAUGUAAUAAGAACCUCUUUUUGCGUAAAACCUCCAAUUAUAAAAAUUUGCUAUCAUGUUGUUACUAUGUUUCGAUUGUAUUUAUUAAA